Molecule: messenger RNA, 2430 nt
Organism: Carassius carassius (crucian carp)
Lineage: Eukaryota; Metazoa; Chordata; Actinopteri; Cypriniformes; Cyprinidae
Gene: gpc2
Product: glypican 2
Exons: 12
Coding region: 220-1932 (570 amino acids)
Biological process (GO): regulation of protein localization to membrane; smoothened signaling pathway; regulation of signal transduction
Cellular component (GO): synapse; plasma membrane; extracellular region
Source: RefSeq, a predicted model, not a curated record
ACCCUCAAAAUUAUAGUUUGAUCUGGCUGAAUAAAAGUCUCGUGCUGUUAAAAAGCCAACGAAGAGAAAAAGAUGUGUGUAUUUCUAUUGUUCAGACACACUCUCUCUCUCUUUCUGUCUGUGUGUGUGUGUGUGUGUGUGUGUGUGUGUGUGUGAACGAGCGCGCGUGCACGAUCAUCCCGGGACAAAGAGAGACGCGGCUCCGCUGAGACGCAGCAGAUGAUGAAGGUGUUGGUGUGCGUGAUCGCGCUGUGGGGCGUCGCGGGCGGAGCGCGGAGCUGCGGAGAGUCUCGCCGGGUGUACGGAGAGAAGCACGGGCUGAACACCGCCCCACACACACAGAUCAGCGGUGAGCACCUACGUCUUUGUCCUCGUGAUUACACCUGCUGCUCCAGUCUGAUGGAGGACACGCUUGCACAGCAGAGCGAAGCUGACUUCCUGUCUGCAGUCCAGGAUACCAGCCAGUUCCUGCUCACCACCUUCACCCAGAGACACCACAAAUUUGAUGAGUUUUUCCAGGAGAUGAUGGAUGUGGCAGAGAAAUCAAUGAAUCAGAUGUUCACGCAGACUUACGGUCAUCUGUACACGCAGAACGCUCUUAUCUUCAAGCAGCUGUUCUCAGACCUGCGGCGCUUCUACACAGGGGGCAGAGUGAGUCUGGCCGAGGUGCUCUCUGAUUUCUGGGCAGGACUAGUUGAGCGUGUGUUCACUCUGAUUAACCCUCAGUAUCAGUUCAGCGAGGACUAUCUGGAGUGUGUCAGCAAACACGCCGAGCAACUACGGCCAUUUGGAGAUGUUCCACAUAAACUGUACAUUCAGGUGUCACGAGCGCUAACAGCGGCACGAUCGUUGGUUCAGAGUUUGGCUGCUGGAAGAGACAUAGUGAACAAGGCCACAAAGUUGAUGGUACGAUCAGAGUGUAUUCGGGCAUUAAUGCGGCAGUGGUUUUGUCCACUGUGUCGUGGACUUCCUUCCCUCAAGCCCUGUCAUUCGCUGUGCUUGAACGUCAUGAAGGGCUGCCUGGCCAAUCAGGUUGAAUUAGACUCUGAAUGGAACAACUUUAUCGACGCGCUGAUGGCAGUGGUGGAGAAACUUGGUGGGCCAUUUCAUUUCGAGUUGGCCGCAGACUCCAUCGCAGUGAAGGUGUCUGAAGGCAUCAUGUACAUGCAGGAGAACAGCAUUACCAUCUCUGCAAAGGUCUUUCAGGGCUGUGGGAUCCCUAGGCCAACUCCAGCCAGAAAUAAACGCUCGUCCAAAGAGAGAGACGGCAAGAGAGCCUUCAGGACCUACAGCGCUGAGGAGAAACCCACCACCGCAUUGGGAACAAACCUGGACCGACUGGUGGAGGAGCUGCAGGAACGUCUCCGGCCCAUGAGAGGAUUCUGGGUAGCGCUGCCUCACACCAUCUGUAAUGAUGAACGCAAGGCAGCUGACGUGACCAAUGAGGAUCGCUGCUGGAACGGACAGACACGUGGCAGAUACCUGCCGUCUGUUACUACUGAUGGUUUGGUGAAUCAGAUUAAUAAUCCAGAGAUGGAGGUGGACGUUACCCGGCCAGAUGUCAAAACACGGCAGUUAAUCAUGGAGCUGCGAGUGGCUGUAAACAGACUGAAACAUGCUCAGAACGGACGAGACAUGGAUCUCAUCGACAGUGAUGUGGAGGCUGGCAGUGGCUCUGGAGGUGGAGCUGAAGUAGGUGAGCGGUUCAGUGAUGAUUGGCCGGCUUAUGGCUCAUUCUCUCCACCUCGCAACACUCUCCCAGUUGAUGAGUCACCUCGCCCCCGUGACGAGCUCCGGGACACGCCCACCAAUAAAAGGAAAAGGCUGAAUGGACGAGCCCAAUCGGAUGCUGGAAAACUCCUACCUCCUCUGGUGCCAUUUCUUCUCCUUCUUACUGUCUGUUUUUCACUCUCUUCAUCUUGUGGCCUUUAAUGUAGAUCAAACUCUCACCUGCCUGAACAAGCACAGACACCAGCAGCAGAUCCGCACCGCCCCAUAUGAAUGUCCUGUAGAACGUUUGCUUUUUACAUUUGUCCAUUUUUACAAACCAAUACUGUGGGUUCUGUAGUUAUCUCUGAUUAGUUUGCGGACUGUGUUCAGCUGAUCUUGUACAAUUGAACUAUUUGGACUGAAUCAUCAUGUUUCUGUAAUCAUGAGGAGCAUUAGUUUGAUCUGUUGACUGAUUUUUUUCCUUCCUAUUAUUAUGUUUGUAUUAUAUUGAAUGUACAACACUGUCGAAUGUUGAGAAGUUUAUCAAUUUGAAUUUAAUUUCAAACAUUGAUUAUAUUUAUUUAUUUAUUUAUUUAGCCUUAUGUUCAGUGUGUGUAAUGUAAGUGUGUAUGUGUAAGCACACAAGUGAUUUUUAUUUUCUUUUACGAAGAUAAGAAGUAGCAUUAUGCUAAAAUGAAUGAUUAAAAUCAUUCUUCCAGA